Molecule: messenger RNA, 1819 nt
Organism: Gaeumannomyces tritici R3-111a-1
Lineage: Eukaryota; Fungi; Ascomycota; Sordariomycetes; Magnaporthales; Magnaporthaceae
Product: Delta(14)-sterol reductase
Exons: 3
Coding region: 182-1618 (478 amino acids)
Biological process (GO): ergosterol biosynthetic process
Cellular component (GO): endoplasmic reticulum membrane
Molecular function (GO): Delta14-sterol reductase activity
Source: RefSeq, a predicted model, not a curated record
UAGAAAUUGGACAGCUUCUGCACGGACCAGCCCAUCAAAUUCUGCGUCGGGCGACGUGGAACAAAAGCUAAAGGGGUGCCGGCUUUGAAGGCGGUCUGUCCUCCAAACGCCCUUGAAGCAUAACAACCACGAGGACGAGCAAGCCACGACUUCUCGUCCAACCCAAUACAUUCACCGCAUCAUGGCUGGCAAGGUGAAAUACGAGUUUGCAGGCCCCCCCGGCGCCACGGCCAUCGUCUUCGGCCUGCCGGUCCUGCUGUGGGUCUUCUUCUUCGCCUGCAACGACGUCACGGGCUGUCCCGUCCCGUCGCUGCUGAGCCCCCGAACUCUCACCUGGGACAAGCUCAAGUCUGAGAUCCCGUGGCCCGCCGACGGCCUUCGCGGCUUCGUCAGCUGGGAGGCCACCGGCUGGCUGCUGGCCUACUACUUCCUGAGUCUGGUCCUCCACGUCGUGCUCCCUGCCCCGGAGGUCCUCGGCACCAAGCUCAAGGAGUCUGGACGCCCGCUCAAGUACCGCUUCAAUGCCUUCUCCGCCACCAUCGUUCAGCUAAUCGGCUGCGCCGUUGGCACGUACCUGCAGGGCGCCAACUUUGUCGUCUGGACCUUCAUCUCGGACAAUUAUCUGCAGCUGCUGACCGGAAACAUCAUCCUGGCCUUUGCCAUCUCCAUCUGGGUCUAUGUCAAGAGCUUCUCCGUCAAGCCGGGCAACCCCGAGCUGCGCGAGCUUGCCGCCGGAGGCCACACUGGCAACUUGAUCUACGACUUCUACAUUGGUCGCGAGCUGAACCCUCGUGUCACCCUUCCCAUCUUCGGCGAGAUUGAUGUCAAGACCUUCCUCGAGAUGCGCCCUGGCCUGACAGGCUGGAUCCUGAUGGACCUGGCCUUUAUCGCCAAGCAGUACCGCUCCUACGGUUACGUGUCCGACAGCAUCGUCUUUACAGCCAUCGUCCAAUCCUUUUACGUCCUUGACGGCCAGUACCUCGAGCAGGGCAUUAUGACCAUGAUGGACAUCACCACCGAUGGCCUCGGCUACAUGCUGACCUUUGGUGAUAUCGUUUGGGUGCCCUUUUUGUAUUCGACUCAAUGCCGCUACCUGUCCGUCUACCCGGUCCAGUUGGGCAUCCCCGGCGUCGCCUCCGUCACUGCCGUUUUCCUUAUGGGGCUUUACAUCUUCCGCGCCGCAAACACCCAGAAGAACGUCUUCCGCACCAAGCCCGACGACCCCAGCGUCAAGGGCAUGUCCUACAUCCAAACCAAGCGCGGCACCCGUCUGCUCACCGCCGGCUGGUGGGGGCGCUCCCGCCACAUCAACUACUUUGGCGACUGGCUCCAGGCCUCGCCCUUCAGCCUGCCUACCGGCAUCGCCGGCUACCUCAUCCUCCCCGGAGGCGUCGCCUUUGCCGGCGCAGGUGCCACUAUGCUCGACGGCCGCGAGGUUGUGCAGGACGCUGCUAGGGGCUGGGGCAUGGUGUUCACAUACUUUUACGUCCUCUACUUUGCCGUCCUGCUCAUCCACCGUGAGGGCCGUGACGAUGCCGCCUGUGCCGAGAAGUAUGGCGACGACUGGGUCAAGUACAAGAAGGCUGUGCCGUGGAAGAUCCUGCCCUACGUCUACUAAACACAAUCGGCGUAAACUGUUCGCGCCGGCUCCCAACAAAGUCGUGCGCAUUCCUUAUUUUGUAUCUAAUGCGCAUAGUCCCGGGCAUUGGGAACUUGAGUGUUUUCUUCCUCAACCAGCUUUUCCAUGAUAUAUCUCUACCAGCCCUCAAACCGAGCUCAUCUAUCACUUAGGAUCCCAUGAAAUUACUGGAUAGGAUAA